UAUAUUUACGUUUAUAAGCUAACGUUCUAAUUUCCAGAAUCAUUAUUUACAAAUACAAGCAUAAUAAUAACAAAAACAGUAUUGCUACACCAGGUAAUUUUCGCAACUUCUGAUCUAUAACAUUAUCUGUUUAGCUACAAUGCAACUUGCUUUUAUCUUAUGUUUUGUGUUAUAAUAUGUAGAUAUUUGUUCCUAUAGGAAUAGAUUAAAUGUUACCCUUACAAACUUUCGAUUUUAACAAAAGGCCUAUAUGAAAUGCGUGCAAGUCAGAUGUCUUCUAACAAAAGAAAGACGGAUCAAGACCAAAUUGGUCACACGACAUGCCAUCCAUAUCUUUGUGCCAAAAAUAGUGAAAGAAACCUUAGGCGACGUAUCGCAUACAAAAAAAUGACACCUGAUAAAAAGGCAACACUUCUAGAGCGAUGCCGGACUGAAUAUGCUGCGAAAAAGUGUCGUCUUUCUGAAAUUUCUUCCGCCAAUCCUUCCGAUCAAAGUCAUUCUUCUUCCGAAUCUCAAAGGAUGAUUCCAGGACAAGCUGCUACCUUCCCAGAAUGGACACACCUUAACACAGGUGGGGUGCUGGAAUAUCAACCAGCUAUCCAGUUGUCCUUCCGUUCUAAAACGGGUUCCGAAUUGUAAAUUCUGCGGAGCUAGAAGAUUUAAAUAUGAAACUCCUAGCUUUUGUUGUAGUAAUAGUUCAGUAAAAUUAGUUUCACAACGCCUACCUUCUGAGUUAAAAAGCCUUUACUUUGGCGUGAACGAUGAAUCCAAUCAUUUCCAUACUUA
This is a messenger RNA of Nicotiana tabacum (common tobacco), 786 nucleotides long. The record is from RefSeq and is a predicted model, not a curated record. Lineage: Eukaryota; Viridiplantae; Streptophyta; Magnoliopsida; Solanales; Solanaceae.